AUGCCAAUCAACCAACCUUCUGGUCAAAUCAAAUUAACUAAUGUUUCUUUAGUUAGAUUAAGAAAAAAUAAAAAAAGAUUUGAAAUUGCUUGUUAUCAAAAUAAAGUUCAAGACUAUCGUAAAGGGAUUGAGAAAGAUAUCGAUGAAGUAUUACAAAUUCAUCAAGUAUUUUUGAAUGUAUCCAAAGGUCAAGCUGCACCAAAAGACGAUUUACUAAAAUGUUUUAACACUGCUGAUAUGGAUGAGAUAAUUAUGGAAAUUCUGAAAAAGGGUGAAAUUCAAUUAUCUGAAAAAGAAAGACAAUUAAUGCUAACUAAAAUUAAUAAUGAAAUGCUAACAAUAAUUAGUGCUAAAUGUAUAAAUCCUAAUUCUAAAAAAAGAUAUCCACCAACUAUGAUUCAUAAAGCAUUAAUGCAAUUAAAAUUCUCUCCAGUGGUUAAUAAACCUGCAAAAUUGCAAGCAUUAGAAGCAAUUAAAUUAUUAAUUAAUAAACAAGUUAUCCCAAUUGUUAGGGCUAAAAUGAGAAUCAAGGUUGUAAAUAAUAAUAGCCAGCUAAGUGGAGAUGAUAUCUCUAAGCUUGAAAAUUUGUUUUUGACUAAAAAUAUUACAGAAGAUCCAGCAUGGGUGUGUACUGGUUUAGUAGAUCCAGUUAGUUAUAGAGAUUUAGUUACAUUAUGUGAAGGUAAAUCUAUCCUACAAGUAUUGGAUAUGGCUGUUAUUGAUGAUAGUGAUGAUAAAAAUUGA
Messenger RNA from Henningerozyma blattae CBS 6284, 744 nucleotides. It is a transcript of the gene SDO1, whose product is annotated as guanine nucleotide exchange factor SDO1. NCBI's taxonomy places the organism in Eukaryota, Fungi, Ascomycota, Saccharomycetes, Saccharomycetales, Saccharomycetaceae. The record is from RefSeq and is a predicted model, not a curated record. The coding region runs from base 1 to 744 and encodes 247 amino acids. The transcript has a single exon. Gene Ontology annotation, biological process: ribosome biogenesis; cytosolic ribosome assembly.